Solanum lycopersicum (tomato) is the source of this 363-nucleotide messenger RNA. Lineage: Eukaryota; Viridiplantae; Streptophyta; Magnoliopsida; Solanales; Solanaceae. The record is from RefSeq and is a predicted model, not a curated record.
AUGGAUAGUUUGAAGCAUGGAAUCGAGAAGUUUGAUGGAUCUGAUUUCAGUUUCUUGAAGAUGCAGAUCAAAGAUUAUCUGUACCAGAAUGAUCUUCACGAACCGGUUAUCGGGGUGAAGCCGAAAUCCACGACGGAGGUGAAGUGGAAACUUAGGGAUCGCCAGGCUCUAGGGUUGAGCCGGAUGACUUUGUCAAGAAAUGUGGAGUUCAACAUCAUGACGGAGAAGAGUACGUCCGGUCUGUUAAAGGCACUGUCAAACAUGUAUGAAAAACCAUCGGCUAUGAACAACUUGGAUAGCACGGGAUAUGCAACAGAGUUUGGGAAUGGUUUGUGGAAGAUCGUGAAAGACUUGGACACAUGA